This is a messenger RNA of Nomia melanderi (Alkali bee), 1386 nucleotides long. It is a transcript of the gene mtTFB1, whose product is annotated as mitochondrial transcription factor B1. NCBI's taxonomy places the organism in Eukaryota, Metazoa, Arthropoda, Insecta, Hymenoptera, Halictidae. Gene Ontology annotation, molecular function: rRNA (adenine-N6,N6-)-dimethyltransferase activity; mitochondrial transcription factor activity. Gene Ontology annotation, biological process: transcription initiation at mitochondrial promoter; rRNA methylation. The record is from RefSeq and is a predicted model, not a curated record. Gene Ontology annotation, cellular component: mitochondrial matrix.
GUUUGCCAUAAAAUCGAAGAAAAAUGUCAAGAGUUCUAAGAUUACCUCCUCUUCCAACAAUAAGAGAUAUAUUAAAAUUAUAUAAUGUAUCUGCAAUGAAGAGACUUUCACAAAAUUUUAUUUUAGAUGAAAAGUUAUCAAAUAAAAUAGUAAAAAAGGCAGGAUAUCUUCCAGGAAGUUAUGUAUUAGAAGUUGGACCUGGUCCUGGUGCAUUAACUAGAUCAAUUUUAAGACAUUCUCCAGAAAAAUUAAUUGUUAUAGAAAAAGACACACGAUUUAAACCGGUGUUGGAAAUGCUAACUGAUGCUUAUGCAGCAGUUAAUGGCAAAAUGGAUGUUAUUUAUGAUGAUAUCAUGAAAGUAGAUUUAACUAAUUUAUUUCCUGAAAGUGUUGCAAAUGCUUGGGAUGGGGCAGCUCCAAAAAUUUACAUAAUUGGUAAUUUACCAUUUAAUGUAUCGACACCCCUAAUAAUUAAAUGGAUCCAAGCAAUUUCUGAAAAGAAAAGUCUUUGGAUGUAUGGUAGGACUAGAAUGACAUUGACAUUUCAAAAAGAAGUUGCAGAGCGUUUAGUAGCUGAACCAUUAAAUCAUCAAAGAUGUAGAUUAUCUAUAGUGGCACAAGCUUGGACACAACCAAUACUACGUUUUAUUAUACCAGGUUCUGCAUUUCUUCCCAAGCCACAAGUUGAUGUUGGUGUGGUAACAUUUGUACCUCUAGUUACUCCACGUACAAAACAUGAACAUGACAUUUUUACUAAAGUAACUCGUCACAUUUUUAGUUUUCGUCAGAAACAUAGUGUGAAAGGCAUUGGAACAUUAUUUCCACUAGAACGUCGUAAAGAAUUAGGUGAAAUAAUGUAUAAACUUGCUGAUUUAAAUCCUAAAAUAAGACCAAUGCAACUGACAGUGGAAGAAAUUGACAGACUUGUUAGUGCUUAUAAAUACUUAUUAGAAAAACAUCCAGAACUUAAAUUGUAUGAGUAUCGAGCAUCUCGCCGAAUAUUAGGACUAUCAAAGAUAAAGGAUGUAGAAUUAAUGGAAUCUGAAACAUUAUAAUUUGAUUAAUGAUCUGUGCAUCGGUAUAUAAUAAAAUAAACCUCACAUUCUUUACAUAAGGUAUAGUUUAGGUUUAAAUUGAAAUAUUCCUCUCCUAAAAUAUAAAUAUAUAUUCAAAAAAGUAUUUACAAGCGUAAAAGUAUAUAUCAUUUUACUAUUUGAUAAAUCUAUAGAUUACAGACUAUAAGUAAAUCACAUAAAAUCCAAUUCACUCAUUCUCAUAAAAUUUUAUUGUAAUUAUAUAUAAGUUUUUUUUAGUAAGUUUCAUGAAUUUAUGUUUAUUUAAAAUUGUUUAAUUUCGGAGGAACUAAGAUAAUUUGUGUCUGUUAUU